Xyrauchen texanus (razorback sucker) is the source of this 2585-nucleotide messenger RNA. RefSeq names its product matrix metalloproteinase-19-like. Gene Ontology annotation, cellular component: extracellular matrix. The transcript is spliced from 9 exons. Gene Ontology annotation, biological process: collagen catabolic process; proteolysis; extracellular matrix organization. Lineage: Eukaryota; Metazoa; Chordata; Actinopteri; Cypriniformes; Catostomidae. Bases 474 to 1859 code for a protein of 461 amino acids. The record is from RefSeq and is a predicted model, not a curated record. Gene Ontology annotation, molecular function: zinc ion binding; metalloendopeptidase activity.
UCAAAAUCUGUUGAUGUCUAAUAACUUAGGUAAUAAUUUGUACUUCUGAUGUGUUUGUUGUGAAUGAGGAUUUACAGAACAUGAUUGAACACUACAUGGUGCAUUCCUGUUAGAUGUUCAAGUUCACCUUUUCUUUCUAUGUGAUGUCAUUUCCUGCUGUUUAAAUACACUGCAGUGACACCCUUCAGAAUAUUGAGAGUGAUUUGAGAAUGUGUGUGGGCAGAAGACAUCGUUUAGUUCUGGAUAACCACAACGGUUUGGACCAAACCACCAAAUGAAACUCCAGACAAGCACACGCCCAGAGUGACAAACAUCAGAGUUUAAUUUAGACCCAGUUGAAAUGUGAAUAAACACACACUGACAGUUGUUUGCAUUAAUGUUACUCUUCAUUUGUGAACGUGUUCAUAUUUGCUCUGAUUAAGAAUUUCAGCUUUAGCUCUAAAUAACAGAAUCAAGCGAGUAGAGAAGAGGACAUGAUGAGUUUACUGAUGAUGAUGAUGAUGAUCUUUACAUCCAUGUGUGAUACUCUGGACACAGCCGCACUUCAAGAGGCCACAGUUUAUCUACAGCGAUACGGUUAUUUAUCCUCUGCCAGCGCUGAUCCGCAAGAACUACAAACAAAACAAAUGAAUAAGGCGCUUCGAAUCUUCCAGAAGGUCACUGCGUUACCUGUAACUGGCCGGCUGGACAACCGCACACUGAACAUGAUGAACACCCCCCGCUGCGGGCUGAUGGACCCCUUCAACAGGAUCCUGAAAUAUCGUAUACUGGGUCACUGGCGUAAGAAGAGGUUGACCUACCGCAUCUACAACUAUUCACCUCAUCUGGGUUUCACUAAAACACGAGCGGCGAUUCAAGCCGCCUUCAGAUACUGGAGCGAUGUCACGCCUCUUCAAUUACACGAGGUCAGCAGAGGUCACGCGGACAUUCAGAUCUCCUUCCACAGGAAAGACGAGGGUUGUGCGGUUCCUUUCGAUGGACCAGGGCAGGUUUUGGGUCACGCUGAAGCUCCCGAGUCCGGCACUGUUCACUUUGAUGCAGAUGAGGUGUGGACCGAGGGGCGGAGCUCCGGAUCAAACCUACGCAUUGUCGCUGCCCAUGAGAUUGGCCACGCCCUCGGAUUAGGCCACUCCCAGUACCACAGCGCUGUCAUGGGCCCUGUAUACAGAGGAUAUCGAGACAGUUUCAAACUGCAUCCGGAUGACAUUCGCGGUAUUCAAGCUCUGUACGGAAAACCUGUGGAGAGACCGGCCACUGACCUAAGACCCUUAGAUGGCCACCCUUCUGUCCUGGACCCCUGCACCGCGGUACCGGACGCUGUCAUGUGGGGGCCUCUUCAGAAGACAUUUGUAUUCAACGGUCAUCACGUGUGGACACUCUCAGAUUCCGGUUAUAACGCUCCCGUUCGGAUUAAUGCACUGUGGAAAGAGCUGCCCGGCAACAUUAGUGCAGCUGUACACUCACAACGAACCAACAAAUCCUAUUUUCUGAAAGGGGAUAAAGUCUGGAGAUAUUCUGGCUUUAAGCUGGACCGUGGUUACCCAAAACAACUCAUCAUUCCGCCCAACAUACAUGCUGCUUUCUACCUCCACAGCUUCAAAAGUCUCGUCUUCAUAAAGGGAUCAGAGUUUUGGCUUUGGGAUGAACUUGGAUCAGGUAAAGAUCUCCUGCGUUACCCAAAACCAGUCUCGCAGCUGAUCACCGGUUUACCCUCAGAUCCAGACGCAGCCUUCACUUGGACAAAUGGACACGUCUAUGUGUUCAAAGGAGAGCAGUACUGGCGCGUGAGUCGUGGGAUGUUUGUUGAGAAGGGUUACCCACGCCGCACCAGAGAGAGAUGGAUGCAGUGUGACGAUUAAACAUGCAGGGGUCAGCACACAAUAAAUAAUGAGACUUUCUAAUUAUAUUCUCAAUAUACUUUAUAUUCAGUUUAACACAGUGCUUUUCAACUAGGUGUCCACAAGGGAGCAGCAAGAGGACUUCAUUUUGUGUGUUUUUUUAAGUCAUUUAAUGAGGAUUGUUUAUUAAAAUGUAUUUAAAUUAAAUGGACACAUUUGUUAUUAGUCUCCUCAGAAACUGUCCUUGAAAUAUGUUUAAUGUACUGACACUCACACUAGUUGAGUUUGGCGAGGGGCCUUUGAAUACUGUCUUGGUCAAUGACGGCCCUUGGAGUCAUAAAUGUUGAGGUCCACAGGACUAACACAUCGUAAAUGAUAACGAGCACCAUCAUUGUUGACACAUGUCAUAUAAUUAAGAUGUCUUCAGUUUAUUAGUAAUCUCUCUCUUAUUCUCUCACUCAUUUGUAUCCAGAUAAGCUAUAAACAUGUAUCCAUCAGUGGUUUGUGGUGCACUCUCAUUAACUGUGUGCUAAUAAAUUGUUUUGAAACCAAAGACAUUAUUUGCUUUUAAACACAAAAAUGGCUGAUUAGUAAAUGUAUAAUUUUGGGGAAAUUCUGUCAUCUUUUACUCAUCAUGUUGUUCCAGACCUGUUUGACUUUCAUCUGUGGAACACAAAAGCAGCAAUAUUGCCAAAUGUGCAUAAUUCAAUAUUUAUUUUUCAUACAAUGAAAAUAAAUGGGUGUGUU